AUGUCCAGUAACAGCGUCACCAUCGCACUCGAACUUGGUGACGGUUCUCAUGUUCCAUUUGAACUCAGUAGUCGCAUGCGUAGGCGAUGUUUCGUAUUGAGCGCGAUACCCCCAGGUGCUAUACUGCGAGGUGUGCAAUUCGAGCCUUUCCGAGCUGUGAUGAACUACCUGGACAGCGGAGAGUGCCCCCCAAUCUUCACAGGUCUGGCCGAGGGCAACGCAUCCCUGCUUCUCUUCGCUCAAACGUGGGUGCUAGCGGCGCAACUUGGUCUAACUGGAUUGCAGAAUGAUCUCAUGACGAUGAUGAUCGGCAUUCAUGCCAACAUCGUCGACGGAAGAGGUGCAGACUUAGACUUCCAGUAUACUACCGACGAGUCCCUCCUCGAAGCUUUUCAACAUCUUCGAGACCAGAUCGGACGCAACAGUCAUGCCGAAAACUUCCUCAUAUGCUUUGCUGGUAGGACAGCACCUUCGAUCAGCGAACUAGAACGAAACCUCGAUACUACGAAGACUGACCCUGCUAUUCGAAAUGAGAUAUUGGCGGAAGCACGAUCCUUUAGUCCAGAUCCCAUCAAGAAUCAGCCAGAGGUGUUCUUUGUUAACGACAGGAGGCCUCCUUCAUACCCACAACUUGAGAUACAGCCAAACAAAACAGGUUUAGGUAAUGGACGUUGGACGUCUGCUCACACAACACAUCCGAUCGAUGUAAACGACGCCGAUAGACCACAACUGACCAAGACUUUUGGAGAGUUCGGUAAUGGUACACAAAAGCACUCCUCAAAGAUCCCUAAGCACAAAUAUCAUGUAGGCCAUCUCAGAUCUCCAGAUUCUACUCACACGCUACUACAUAGCUCGUUCUCCAACCAGCCAGAUGAGGCUUGUGAUCCCGGAGUGCGCAUACAUGUGGGCGACCCCGAUGACCCAAAUCUGUCGUAUCCUUCACAGGGUGUGGAAAAUCACAAUGGUGACCUUAGUGCUUCCACUGUAGACCAUGAUGGCGUGUUGCACUUGGAUCGACCUCUAUCAUUACCAUUGCCAUCGGCCCUACCGCCGCUUUCCUCACCAUCACCACCAUCGGCAUCCCUGCAAUGCCCACGCCCGCCUGUGUCCUCACACACCCACUUAUCAUCUCACCGAUCCUUUGUUGGUUCCCAAGAUCGAGGACUCAAGGCGCCGUGCGUCAUCCAGGUCUACCAGUAUAACAACAAGGCGCACGACAACGCGUAUCGCAUCCAGAACGAGAGCGAAAGUACUGUAGCAGCCCAAGUACAGGGCCGUGGUAAAGGCGGAGUUAGGACUGUACGAGCAGUAGCAAAUAGUGUAAGCACUACUAGAAGGGAGAUCACUGGGCGACAGUAUAGAAAGAUGCGGCGUGGACAUUAUGGGUACCUUCAAUCUUCCUGGCAGGAGGUCUACACUUGUACUUAUGCCAUCCUCACCCAAAAGUCUUUACAACGGAGCAAUCUCUCUCUAAUCCACCCUCUGGUUCCACCGAAAAUACUUCUUCCAGCGCGGUGUAUACUCCAAAAACCAGUCUCUAACGUUAUGCUUCCCGCCCAUCCUACGUUUCGCACUAGCCGUCCCGAUCCUCUCACUAUCUCGACGUAUCAAGUCUAUGCUAUCUACCCUUGGAGGACUGGGCGAGAAGUCUCUUCGGUAUCUUCUAUUUCUCUUGUUAUAUUGUCGAUGCCCAUGCGUCCUAGUGAGAAUGAGGGUGUUCUUGCUUGGCAGCGCGUGAGUGGGUACAUGGUCGCGAGAAUGCCACUAUCUAUCGUUUUGUUACGUGACAGCAUGCUCCAAGAGCUUUGCCUGGAUGAAUUCGGCGAUGCGAUGUCUUUGUGA
This is a messenger RNA of Alternaria alternata, 1842 nucleotides long. RefSeq lists its product as hypothetical. The transcript has 4 exons. The record is from RefSeq and is a predicted model, not a curated record. Lineage: Eukaryota; Fungi; Ascomycota; Dothideomycetes; Pleosporales; Pleosporaceae. The coding region runs from base 1 to 1842 and encodes 613 amino acids.